Molecule: messenger RNA, 1998 nt
Organism: Saccostrea cuccullata (small rock oyster)
Lineage: Eukaryota; Metazoa; Mollusca; Bivalvia; Ostreida; Ostreidae
Product: acetylcholine receptor subunit alpha-1-A-like
Exons: 7
Coding region: 8-1390 (460 amino acids)
Biological process (GO): signal transduction; monoatomic ion transmembrane transport; chemical synaptic transmission
Cellular component (GO): plasma membrane; postsynaptic membrane; synapse
Molecular function (GO): acetylcholine-gated monoatomic cation-selective channel activity; transmembrane signaling receptor activity
Source: RefSeq, a predicted model, not a curated record
GGGGAACAUGCGGCUUCUUCAUAUCUUCAUUUCCGCCAUUAUUGUCACAUUUGUUUCUUGUGAUGAAAAUGAGAUGCGGUUGGAACAAGAUCUGAUGAGAAACUACAGCACAAGCAUCCGACCGACCCGGAAUCAUAGAGAUCGUGUAGACGUUUUCCUGGCAGUGUAUUUAAUCGGUAUUGUUAACGUGGACGAACAGAAUCAACUGCUAACGUUCAGCUGCUGGUUUCAGAUGAAUUGGACAGAUAUUAAUCUAAGUUGGAAUCCCGAAGAAUACGAUGACGUUCAACUUAUCCAUCUUAAACAUGAUCAGAUCUGGAAGCCGGAUAUCAUUAUGUAUAACUCGAUUGAAUCAAGCACGGGAUCCUCAAGCAGUACAAAUAUCCCUAUUAAUUAUAAGGGACAAGCAAUAUGGUGGUCACGGUGGAUAUUUAAAAGCACCUGUUUAAUGGAUAUUCGAUAUUUUCCAUUCGAUGUGCAAGAAUGUUUCCUUGUUUUUGGAUCUUGGUCAUUUGACAACAGUGAAAUUAAUAUCAUUCCUGACAACCCAGACACAGAUCUAAAUCGAUAUUACCCAAAUUUGGAGUUUGAUCUCAUAAAAUAUAGUAUUGAUAACUACACAUUGAAAUAUGCCGAAUGGACUCAUCCGUUUCUUUUCAUAAGAUACACGGUAGUUUUAAAGCGUAAACCUCUUUACUAUUUGUUCAAUAUAUUGAUGCCGACAGUUUUACUUAUAAUCAUAUCACUUAUUGGAUUCUUCGUCCAUGGAUCGGAGGAGAAAAUAUCCAUUGGACUAACUACUUUAUUGUCUAUGGUUGUUUUACAAAUGGUUGUGGCCGAUAGCCUCCCUCCAGUGUCAGAUGCAAUUCCUCUCAUAAGUUUAUAUUAUGGGAUAUCAACCUUGCUUAUCUCCCUUUCCAUAAGCAUUAAUGCAGUUACUCUGAACGUCUAUCACUAUGGAGACAGUGGCCAUCAAGUUCCAAUCAUUCUUAAAAGAAUAUGCUUUGGAUUCAUCUCCCGACUUCUCUGUGCCUCUAUCUCUGUAAAAGAACCAGGGCAAAAGGAUCCGGAUGUCCAGGAAGGACAAGACUACAGACCAGAGGAAACAGGAGAAGUUUUUCUCGGACAUUGCUUCAAUGAAACACAAAAAACUGGAGCAGAACACCACUCCCCUGAUGAAAGAACUGAAGAAAGGUUGCAGUUGAUUCUGAAAAGUAUUAUUCAAGAAAAUCAUAUACGUCACAAGGCAGAAGAAGGUUCCGAGACUCUUAAACGCGAAUGGCGAGAGCUAGCCUGCGUCCUCGACAGAUUGUUCCUCGUUAUUUUCUUAAUAAUCUAUGGUUGUUUGACGAUGUCUUUAUUUUACAUCAAAGUCGAUGUCCCAAUCUAAGCCAAAAUUACUUACAGGAUUACUUAAGGCAUUUUUUUUUUCGGUUUGACUUGUGGCUAGAGCAAUUGUUUGGCUUCACCUCCUGCCUGUUAACUUUAGCUUAAGAAUUCAUCCAAUUUUCUCUCAGAGACUAUAUUUUUAAUUCCGUAGUAGAUCAGCUGUCUCGUUUUAAGUCAUCAUUUCGGAAGUUCUAUGGUCAAUGCAAUGCACUUGCCAGCAAAUGCAAUUUAUCAUUGUCAAAUUCUUGCUGACUUUUUUCAUUUGUUUUUCAUACUAAUUGUUAAUAAUUAUACACUGAAUUGAUGACGAAUUUUUCCUUUAUUUCCCGAAAAUGACAAGGAGCACAUGCAUAUGGCAGGUGUGACUGGUCGGCAGGGGAUUCUUACUCCUCCAUGACACCUGAUACAACCUCUGAUGUUUUUGAGGUCCUUGUUUGCUCUGCUCUUUUUUUUGUAUUGUUUAAUGGACUUUUGAUAUUAAAUACUAUUCGUUAUGUCCAUAAUUAUGUUUUAUUUAUAGAAAGUAACCCAAGUCAUUUGUUUUGCAUGUUUCUUUAGACAUGGUAGACGCAGACUUGAUAUUUAAUGCCAAGACAGUAAAUAUUUUCA